AUGCGGGUCGAGUCCGACGACGACAGUCUUGACAAGGACUAUGAUAUGCUCGACUCCGACAUUGACGAUGACUUGGAGCACGAGGCCGAUUUUGGCGACACCCCAGCCUCAACUCCGCCAUCAUCCACGCUUCCUCGCUGCCGCCAGAAAACGCUAAAAUGUCCGUACGAGAACUGCGACAAGGCGUUCGAUCGCAAAGUGAGGCUCGAAGAGCACAUCCGGUCGCACACAAACGAGCGUCCCUUCACAUGCCCGCAUCCUCCCUGCACCAAAGCUUUCUUCCGCGACAGCCAUCUGAAACACCAUGUGAAAAGUCAACACAGCAACAUCAGGGAUUAUAAGUGCACAUGGGAAGGGUGCGACUCCAGUUUCACCACCGGCACAAGACUGCGGCGUCAUCUGGAGACUCACGAGGCUAAAGAGAAGUUCAGAUGCCGUGGGUAUCCUGGGUGCGACCAGACCUUCCGCAAACAAGAGACGCUGGAUCGACACGUAUUGUCUGUGCAUCACAACAUCAAACCUUUCCCUUGCAAGGAGCUGGACUCUGUGACCGGUGCUCCCUGCAAGAAGGCCUACGACACCGCGGAGAACUUGCGUUGCCAUGUACGAGCCAAGCAUGACACCACCCGGUUCUCUUGCUCCGACUGCAUGGCACAGAAUACAGCCAUUCUCGCCAGCCCCGAUGAUGAGAGAGAAGUCGUUCAGGCAUCGUUUGCGACCUAUGGAGAACUCCAGGCUCACCUGACCAUUGUCCACCCUCCAACCUGCCCAUACUGCCCGACCUCUUUCACCACCAACAAGGAGUUGACGCGACAUCUUGAAAUCCAGCACGGAAUUCUACCUGAGAAAAAGUCCGAAAAUCCGGUUGUCUUUACCUGCACGGUCGAAGGGUGCGGCAAGAAGUUCACCAAAAGAGGAAAUCUGAACGUCCACGUCAAGACUGUCCACGAGAAUAAGCGGGACUUUGUGUGCGGCAAGACCGAGAUUUCACUUCCCGAAGAGGUCGCAGAUCAGCAGGACGUGGCCAUCCAUGGCUGCAACCGCAGCUUCACCAGCAAAGCCAGUCUCGAAGAGCACGUCCGUACCGCACACCUGGGGCUGGAGUCAAAGCGAAUGCUUCGAGAGAAGAAGCGCAAGGCCGACCGUCGCAGCGAUGACGAACACGCUGAUGAUACCGGCGCUGGAGGUACGCGGCUUAAGAAGCAGCGUAGGCCCCGCUCCGACAAGGGCGUCAAGCGGGCAUCCGCUAUGGUUGGUCUCACUGGUGUCGCCGCCGCUGCUGCUGCUUCUGCGGAUUCUGCUGGUAGUCCAUCGCAUCAAGAGACAGUUUCACAUGGGUUCGGGAAUAUUCCUCGGGAAAUGCCUGACGACGAUGAAAACAUCUCUCCAACGGGAACUAUGCUCUCCAGCUCCAUGGUCAUCUGUGACGAACACAUCUGGCACAACGGCACAUCCUACCACUUCCCGUCCGGGGAAUAUCCCACGCUUCUGUCUAGAGAUUUCGCGCGGGCCAGCGUCCACGAUGACGACGAUCCGUUCGAAGACUUUGUUCACGCUGGCGAAGGGGCCUAUGAUGAAAACGACCUGCAUUUCUUCGGCCAGUUUGAGCCCGAGACGGGCCUCGCAACGCAGGGCCGUGACUUCGAGUAUCCUGCGCUGUGA
Messenger RNA from Fonsecaea erecta, 1662 nucleotides. RefSeq lists its product as hypothetical. NCBI's taxonomy places the organism in Eukaryota, Fungi, Ascomycota, Eurotiomycetes, Chaetothyriales, Herpotrichiellaceae. The coding region runs from base 1 to 1662 and encodes 553 amino acids. Gene Ontology annotation, biological process: regulation of transcription by RNA polymerase II. The record is from RefSeq and is a predicted model, not a curated record. The transcript has a single exon. Gene Ontology annotation, cellular component: nucleus.